Molecule: messenger RNA, 384 nt
Organism: Aspergillus saccharolyticus JOP 1030-1
Lineage: Eukaryota; Fungi; Ascomycota; Eurotiomycetes; Eurotiales; Aspergillaceae
Exons: 2
Coding region: 1-384 (127 amino acids)
Source: RefSeq, a predicted model, not a curated record
AUGGUUCGAGGCGCUGUCGAUUCUAUGAUCUACAAAAGGGCAUGCUCUUUGAGCACCAGAGACGCAGAUCCUGCUGCCUCGGUGACCCUGAUGAGCGCCGAUAUUGAGCAAAUUGUGCAAGCCUGGCAGACUAUGCACGACAUCUGGGUAACACUCUGGAAAUUGCGCUGGCCAUCUACCUCUCGAAGGCAACUGGGCGUUGCGUGUGUGGUGCCAGUUGCAGUUGCGGUUGAUGAGUCUUUCAAUGCAGAUGUCCUCGACGUCUUCGAUGCUCGCAUCGAUGAAAGGUAUUCAAAAUGCUUGGGUUACAAGCUGCGUCUCGAUGAGUUGAGAAUUUCUCAAACGUUUUCGCAAGCUCUUGGUCUGGAAUAUGGCUCUGGGUAA